AUGGGAUCGUUCAGGUGUGCAAUUACCAUUAAAUGGUUUCUCAAGAUUUGGAAAACUAGAAACGCCCUGUUCUUUGAAAAGGUGCAAGCAAGUUCUUGUACUGCAGCAACUAAGGCACUGGAAGAGGCUGACGAGUGGUUUGACGUCAACUUCAAGGUUCCUCAAGCUCAGCCAGUACAGGUGGAGACUAUUAACAGUUCUGUUUCAUGGUCUCCUCCUCCUGCAGACUUGUUAAAAUGCGAUGUUGGUGUGAGAUGGAAUAGUGCUGAACGUAUAUGUGGAGCUGCUUGGAUAAUUAGGAAUCACGAUGGAAAAGCUCUUUUACACAGUAGAAGAGCCUUUACUGGUGUUAAUUCCAAGCUUGAAGCAGAGUUGCAGGGAUUUUGCUGGGUGAUGGAAAGUCUUAUAUCGACGCACUAUACGAAUAUCAUUGUAGAAUCAGAUUGUGGGAUGGCCAGGGAGGCCAUUUUGAACCCAACCAGAUUCCCUUGGUUUGGUUACCUGCUAGAAAAGAUUAUUCAUGCACUGCCGUUCUUGUAUCCGUGUUCUCUAGAACAUGUUGAAGGUGCAAGGAAAAAGGUUGCAGAGAAAAUUGCAGUAAGCGUGACUAGAGACCAUCGGUGCCAGUCAUAUGUAGCUUCUGGUGGUCCUCGUUGGUUAUUGAAUAGAUUGGAGUCGGAAGCACGAAGAGCUUGUACUUGA
Brassica oleracea var. oleracea is the source of this 702-nucleotide messenger RNA. RefSeq lists its product as uncharacterized. The coding region runs from base 1 to 702 and encodes 233 amino acids. The record is from RefSeq and is a predicted model, not a curated record. Gene Ontology annotation, molecular function: RNA-DNA hybrid ribonuclease activity; nucleic acid binding. The transcript is spliced from 2 exons. NCBI's taxonomy places the organism in Eukaryota, Viridiplantae, Streptophyta, Magnoliopsida, Brassicales, Brassicaceae.